AUGAAGAAGGCCCAGAGCAUGUCUUCCCCGGCCAAAACUGAGACGCCAUCAUCUAAAAGAUAUCACCCGGCAGACUCCCCCGGCACAACAUCGCCUGCCGGCAAAGAUAUCGUCGACAUCCUGGAGUCAAUCGAUAAGCGAUUGUCCAGUUUUGAUGCGAGGCUGUCCCUGGUGGAGAUCUUACACCGGGAAUUUCAAUCUCUAAAAGAAUCCCUGGAGUUCAGCCAGAAGCAGGUGGAAACACUUGCUGCAGAAAACGCCACGCUAUGGGACUCGGUCAAAUCUCUAACCGAAAAUGUGACCCAAUUAAACUUAGAAAAUAAAAAAAUAAAAGAGACCGUUAUGGAUUUACAAGCCCGUAGCAUGAGAGAUAAUCUUGUGUUUUCUGGUAUUCCAGAGUCUGCCGGAGAGGACCCGGAAACGACCGUGAGAAGCUUCAUUAAAAUCCACCUGAAGCUGCCGGAGGACACGGUGAAAAACAUAGGGUUUGAAAGAGUGCAUCGCAUCGGGGCUCCGAAGACAGGAAGCGGGAGACCGCGUCCUAUUGUGGCCAAAUUCGGCCACUUUAAGCAGAAGGAGCAGGUGAAGAGUCGCGGCAGAGAGCUGAAAGGAACGGACUUCAGCGUGAACGACCAGUUCCCCAGAGAGAUUCUGGAACGACGCAGGGUCCUGUUCCCAGUCCGACGUAGUUUUAUUCAGAAAGGCUCCCGGGCUGUCAUCGCCGUGGACCGGCUCUACGUGGACGGAUAGCUCUACCGCGACCCCGGCAUCACUCCAUGGCUGUAUUGACCGCACACCAGAUAAGAAUCCGCUGCGCUAUUCUCUUCACUCACACUCUCUUGUAUUAACUUUUGCUUAACUAUGUAAUAUCAGUUUGCUAAUUUAGUAUAACGUUACCGUCACUCUCCGCCAAUGCUUUAAUUGGAAUGUUUCCGUUCUUAUUUCUUUUUCCCUCUCUCUCUCUUGUCGCUCACCUUGCUCUUUGGUUUCCUUGCUUCUCUUUUCUUUCACUAUGUCGAUCACCUGUUUCCCUAUCCAUCCACAAAGGACACUGUCUAUUUCUACAUGCUCACUCUGCACGAUCACGCACACACAUGCGUUUAAAGGCAACACAUUUACAACAGCCACACAGUGCACACAGAUAUAGGACACACACGCACACAUUUGCUCAUUUUAGUUAUUAUGCACACACAUAGUCAGACCUAUGGAGCUUCACGCUGCGCAUUUUCUUCUCUCUAUUUACAAAAAAAAAAAAAAUAAAAAAAAAAAUGAUGUGUUUCCAUUUUCCUCACCCGUCUAAGCAAGACACACAGCAUAUGUCAUUAGCCACAAACACACAACUAUGGGCACGCUAAGGUUUGUCUCAUGGAAUGUGCAUGGAGCUGGCUCUAGGGAAAAAAGGUUAAAAAUACUUAACCAACUUAAAAAACUACAGGCAGACGUUGUUUUAUUACAAGAAACCCACAUGCCUGUCACAGGUCUGAAUAAACUUAAAACACCUGAGUUUCCUAAUGUGUUCUCAGCCUGUUAUAAUUCUAGACAAAGAGGAGUAGCAAUUCUAAUACAUAAAAAUAUUAAUUUCACAGUACUCGAUACAGUUAUAGAUCCAGAGGGCAGAUUCCUAAUAGUCAAACUAUCUAUACUUAACCAAAAGCUAGGUAUUGUAAGUAUAUAUGGUCCGAAUGUUGAUGACCCCUCAUUCUUCCACGGUUUUUUUAGUGCACUCUCCGAACACCUAGAUUGCACAAUUGUUCUUGGGGGAGACCUCAACCUGGGACUAAAUGAAGAAAUGGAUAGGCUCAAUACAACAGGAACUCAGCGUAAUUGGCAGUCCACAAAUAUAAUCAAACAGUAUAUGAGCGACUUUGGUCUUUGCGAUGCAUGGCGCU
Molecule: messenger RNA, 1889 nt
Organism: Oreochromis niloticus (Nile tilapia)
Lineage: Eukaryota; Metazoa; Chordata; Actinopteri; Cichliformes; Cichlidae
Exons: 2
Coding region: 1-750 (249 amino acids)
Source: RefSeq, a predicted model, not a curated record